AUGACCCACAAUUCAUCAUCACCAAUGUCAAUCACACAGCUUGUUCAUUCAGACAUCAACGACAUCGAGGAUCCCGAUGUCAAAAUUGCAGCUGAAGUGUUGGGAGAUAUGGCGAGAUUAUCCAGCAUCAAAAAGGAAAUCAUUACGCUGCCUCCACUGUCAACUCCCUCGACCACGCCUAGUUCGCCGCUACCGACGCCUACAACAUCUUCAUUCUCAACCGAACAACGUCUGUCAUUUUCGAGCGAAUCCACCAUGGAUGAAGAUCAGUAUCAGAGGCAUCAACAGCAGCAAAACUUCAUACAUCGAGUGUCCAACAUUCCACUUGUAAACUCUGCAUUGAAAGCUUACGAGAGCUCAAAGAACUCUAGCAGUGUCAUGAAGUAUGGUGCUGAGAUGGUAGAGUCAUUUGCUGCCCCUAUCUAUGAUAAAUUUGGAAAACAUGCUUUAUCAGGUGUGGAUGAAUGGGGAUGCAAACAACUGGACAAGCUAGAAGAACGAUACCCUAAAUAUGUAGUUUCCAAAGACGACAGUGGAUCUUUCACCACCAUGGAAGAAGACGAAGACGACGACGAUGCUAAAUCUGCUACAUUUGCGCUUUCUCGUGCUACCUUGAUUGACGAUGAAAGCGGUCUGCGUAAACGAAGAGACUCUCGUGAUGAAACAUCAAAACAUCAUAAAUCCAAAUCUCGUAAUACGUCUCGAUCUACAUCGCCUCACAGACCAUCUUCAUCCACACAUGGCAUUACUAAACCAACUCCCAACCGUCAUCGUCAGCAACCGCUCGUGCGUAGUAAAUGGCAUCAAAUCGUCUUGCAUGCUUCCUCUGCGGCUGGCACCACAGCAGCUGUGAUCAGUGAAGAGAGCAUGAAGUGUUUGAAAUACUGUCUGAAUUGGUUACAGUAUGCUUCACAACACAUUGAUCAGCAGAUGAACCUUCUUCGAGAAUUUUUAGUGUCUUUAGCAUCUAGAAGCAAAGAAAUUACACCUGAUGAGAAUACAACAACAGUAGCCAACAUCAAGAAAGAAAUCGUCGAUACGCUUCGUAAGGUGGUUCAAGUGGUCAGCAAGUACGCCGGCUCUGGAUUGCCUGAGCAAGCAAAGGCAUCUGUUCGCGGAUUUAUCUUGGCUUUACCUACUCGCUGGGCUAUAUUGAAUUCUACAACAAAUAGCCCCACUGCAUCUCCCUCUAUGGGGCCUGUAACAGCACAUGAAACAUCAAUGAAGCUAUUAAACUUUGGAGGCGAAUCGGUGGAAAUGAUCAAUUCGGUUGCUCAUGUGUUUUCUGACACAAUUGAACGGGCUGAAUUGUGGUUGAGUCGCUUGCGUGUUGUUGGUGUCGCUGGUAAUAGAAGAAGCCUUCAACACUCAACAGCCGAGGUAUCAUCGUCAUCCCCACCCGCUGGAGCACCACCAGCACCAGAGCAAAUGGACUUGAAUUAA
Mucor velutinosus is the source of this 1443-nucleotide messenger RNA. RefSeq lists its product as uncharacterized. Gene Ontology annotation, biological process: phospholipid biosynthetic process; regulation of transcription by RNA polymerase II; endoplasmic reticulum unfolded protein response. Gene Ontology annotation, cellular component: endoplasmic reticulum; nucleus. NCBI's taxonomy places the organism in Eukaryota, Fungi, Mucoromycota, Mucoromycetes, Mucorales, Mucoraceae. The record is from RefSeq and is a predicted model, not a curated record. The transcript has 3 exons. The coding region runs from base 1 to 1443 and encodes 480 amino acids. Gene Ontology annotation, molecular function: transcription corepressor activity.